CACAUGUUGUGUUAGGUAGCAAGUGUGCUUAAUAGGCAUAUUUUAUCUCACUUAAUAGGAAUACUUUAUGAAAGUUUCAAGAUUCAAUAGAAAUAUAGCGUAAUUACUUAUUAGGAUAGUCUUAGCACAGAAAAAUUCAACAAGUUCAAAGCCUGCAUAUGAAAAUUCCACCUUGAUUUUAAAUGGACUGUCGCAUUUCAUUAGCCGUGACGAAUUAGAAAACUUAAAUAGUCCAAUCUUGAAUUGGGGAGCCAUUUGAUUUGGGUCAUUUUGUUACCGCGAAAUUUCGCAAGUCCACUGCAAAGUCGAGAUCCUACCUUUUCCCUUGUUAAAAAGUUAAAAGCAGUUGAAUGAAUUUGUCCGUUUGUAUAGUAUAAAUAGUGGCCUCAAAAAAGCCAUUUGUAUAAACGCCCCACCAUUUUCUCCUCUAAAUCCAUCCUACUACAAGUCCAACCAAUCCCAUUUUUUCGCCAACAAGAAAAUCCCCAAUCCACCAUGACAACACCAUCACCAGUGUUCAUCUCCACCGCCACUCUCCACACCCUUUUGACCCACAAAUCCCUCAUCAACCACCUUCAAUUUUCCCUCCCAUCUUUCACUUCUACCAUUGAAUCCCCACUUCGCCAUGCCCAUCAAACAAGCCCCUCAACUUCUCUCCUCCUCAUGCCUUCUUGGUCUUGUUCCCCUUCCCUUCCUUAUAUCGGUAUCAAGCUUGUCACUUACCACCCCAACAACUCCACUCAAAAUUUACCUGGAGUUCAUGCUAGUUAUGUUCUUUUCAAUUCCAUUACUGGACAAACUUUAGCCACUAUGGAUGCCACUGAACUCACUGUUUAUCGAACUGCUUGCACAUCGGCUUUAGCUUCAAAAUUCUUAUCACGACAAGAUUCCGAGACCCUUUUGAUGAUUGGUGCUGGUACUUUAGCGCCGCAUUUGAUCAAGGCGCAUUUGACAGUUAGGCCAAGUCUGAAGAAAGUGAUUGUGUGGAAUAGAACUGUUGAUAAGGCGAAAAAGAUGAUUGAAAAUUUGCAAAGUGAAGGUGGUUUUGAAGGGGUGUGUUUUGAGAGUAAUGAUUGUCUUGAGGAAGUUGUGGGGUUGGGAGAUAUAGUGAGUUGUGCUACGAAUUCGGAGACACCAUUGGUGAAGGGGGAGAAACUUAAAGAAGGGGCGCAUUUGGAUUUGGUUGGAUCGUUUAAGCAUUCGAUGAGGGAGUGCGAUGACAAAGCGUUGAAGAGGGGGAAAGUGUUUGUUGAUAAUGAGGCUGCUUUGGUUGAGGCAGGGGAACUGGUGGGUGCAUUUGAGAGAGGGGUUAUCUCAAGGGAUGAGAUUGCUGGGGACUUGUUGGAAUUGAUAAAGGGAGAAAAGAAUGGGAGAACAAAUGCUGAGGAGAUUACUGUGUUUAAAUCAGUAGGUUCUGCUGUUGUUGAUCUUCUCACAGCUCAAUUGGCAUAUGAGACUUACAUAAAAAAUCAUCAAAUUUUAGUUAAUUAGUUCUGUUCUCAUAUAGAGUAUGCUGUGGGGCUAUACAAAUAAUGAUAAUAAGAGAAGAUAAGAACUUUGUUUCUCUGUAGUGCUUGUUCUAUGUCUCAAUAAGACGGUGAUGCAGUUUAAUGUGGUGUAUCAGUCAGUCUUGACAUCUUUUGACAGUUUUUUACCUGGA
Capsicum annuum is the source of this 1660-nucleotide messenger RNA. RefSeq names its product protein SAR DEFICIENT 4. Bases 496 to 1491 code for a protein of 331 amino acids. The transcript has a single exon. Gene Ontology annotation, cellular component: cytoplasm. The record is from RefSeq and is a predicted model, not a curated record. NCBI's taxonomy places the organism in Eukaryota, Viridiplantae, Streptophyta, Magnoliopsida, Solanales, Solanaceae.